Messenger RNA from Cavenderia fasciculata, 603 nucleotides. Its product is annotated as DUF1649 family protein. Gene Ontology annotation, biological process: autophagy; autophagosome assembly. The record is from RefSeq and is a predicted model, not a curated record. Gene Ontology annotation, cellular component: phagophore assembly site. NCBI's taxonomy places the organism in Eukaryota, Evosea, Eumycetozoa, Acytosteliales, Cavenderiaceae. Bases 1 to 603 code for a protein of 200 amino acids. The transcript has 5 exons.
AUGAAUGCUCAACAAUAUAUAUUAAAAGAAAUUCAUUUACAAUAUUCACAAUUAAAAGAAGUAGCACAAUGUUUAAUGCAUAAUGUGACGUUGGAUUGUACAGAGUUUUCAUUUGUUCGUAUAGACGAUGCACCUACUUUGAAACACGUUGAAGACAAGUCUGAAGAAUUGCUGUCAUCGAUCAUCAAGAGAAAGGCAAAGUCUGCUCAAAUGUCGAUAUCAUUCUUUGAGAAACGACAAAAGACAACAUUCUUUUCGAGCAAUGAAAAUGUGUGUUGGGAGCAAUGGAUCAUAUCAUUUCAAUUGGUACCUUCGAUGGAUACUAAUGUUCUAUUGGAACAACUCACAGAAACACAUUUAAAAAUCAUUUCAAUAGUCAAUCAAGACCGAUCCUAUAUCCCACCGAUUUCAUCAACUGUCAACCCAUUCCCAUACUCUAUUUCUAUAGCUGGAGGUAAUGAUGGUACAGGUGGUGGUGGUGUUGGAGCAGGUGGUGGUACAGGUGGUGGAGGUGUUGUAGAUAUGCAUGGAGAGCUAACCACCGAGUUUAAAAAUAAGUACACCAAAGUCGUUGAUAAUAACAACAACGACGAGGAGGAGUGA